UCGAUCAACGAGCGCUUCAUUCAAAUACAUUUUGGAAUGCGUUACAAAGACAGAAUAUAUGGACAAAAUUACCAUGGAGAAUGGUCACGCUGUGAAAUUUUCAUCAGAUUCUAUAGAUGACCUAGCUUUGAUUGAGAAUGAAACAUUUGACUUUGAUUUGCCUGUUUCACCCCAAGAAUGUCAUGGCAACAAGUUAAUUGAUCUACAAGAAGAGGAUGAGAUGGUAGAUGAUGAGGAUGAGGUGUUCAUUGGUCCAGUUGGGCAUAAAGAAAAGUGUGUGGCAACAAAUACAGAGAUGGCCAUUGCAGAGCAAAAACCCAUGAGUCCACCAACAGCAGAGCAAUAUGCAUCUCUCUUCAAAGAGGCAAUGGCCCUCUCACUUGAGCUGCAGGGCACAUCAUCCAGUAGUGGAUCAUCUUCCUCAAACAGAUCUGACUCAAGUUCCUCUAUAAAAAAGCCUAAUGAAAGGAAAUCUAGUGUUACUCCUGCACUGGACUGCAUCCAAGAGAAUUUGGGAGCUAAAGAAGUAGUCCAGGGCGUCAGAGAGAAGCAUGCAGGAUGUGAAGACGAGGAUGCAAUGUCUGAACUGGAGCGUUUCAAACGUCCAGUUAAAAAGGAUAUUCGUAAUCCCACUAGGCGUGGUACUUACACUGUAGCAUCAAAUCAACCAAGUCCAUACCCUACAGCAGAAACCAUUGAUUGUAUAAAACCUGAACCAAAGGGAGAUCCUCCUAUCAAAGUAUUACAGCCUCGACCUCCUACACAGAGUAUUAUAGCAAGAGGAAGGGGUUCUAUGCUACCUACUAGGGGACUACGCAGACCAAAUCCUGUAUCAACAAGAAAAUGUGAUGACACUGCUUCAAAUAGUGAUCAACCUAAGAAUGGAACAGCAAAUCAUCAAGAGAUUACCAAGAAGAUUCCAAACAGUGGAUUUCAGAAGCCUUUGGUCAAGAAAUUGAUUCUUAAAGCUUCCGGUCUGAAGAAACCAGGUUUCAUGAGUGAAAGCAAUGUCCCUUCAGAAACCAAGACAGCUACCAAACUUCCUACCAAGAAGAUAGGUUUGAUGAAACCCUCUACAAUCAACAGACCAGCUCAUAGGAAUGGAACCACUGGAGCAGUAGCAAACAAGCCUCAACCUAUGAAGGCAACAAUGACAUUUGGGGCUAGUAAUGAGGAUAGUUCUGGGGCUGCCGCUACUGGAACAAGACCUUCUAAAAAGGCCACAUCUCAGGUUGCUAGUACUGGCAAGAGGAAAGUUGCAGCACCUUGUGCAGUGACACCCAGCACACCGGUGUUUCAAGAGAAAAAAGUGAUUCCAAAGAGAUUACUUGCUAGUGGUACAGGAGGGACCACUACACCUGCUAAAGGAGCAGUUACACCAAGAAGAAGUUCAAUUUCAUCUUUACCCAGACCAUCUACUCCUGUUCAACCAAGUACCCCACAUACUAGACACACCAGCAUCUCAGUACCCCCUAGUUCUGUUGGUCCUGCAUCAGCUAGACGUAGAUCUGGUAUCCCUACUCCCAAUAGACGAGCAAGCACUACUACCAGACCAGGGAGUAGGUUGGCAGCACCCUCUGCAAUAUCAAGACCACAAUCAGCCCAAGUGACCCGGAAGGAAUCAUCAAGGUUUUCUCCUCUUCUACUCAGUCCCCUCCAGACUCCACCUGAAUUCAAACUUUCUCCUGAUGGUCCAGAUGAUAUCACCAAACCUUUACAGGUAGAUGAUAUCAUCCCUCAUCCUGAUGCAACAGGUUCUUCACCAGAGUUUACAUCACAAAAGAAUCCCACUCCUGAUAAUGUAUUGAGAACAAGGACUAAUCUACCAGUCAAAGAGUCUAGUCCAGUGACAAAACUUGCAACACCCAAAGACAAACCUUCAGUUGGAAUGCUCAUUGAUUUUGGCAGUGCUACACCAAAAGACAAGGGCAUGAAGACACCAAUGCAACCAGAGCAAACUGCAGUCAAAGAGAACCUAUUAAUUGACCUGUGAUAGACAACAUCAAGAUCAUCUCAUUCCUAUUGACUGGUAACAUUUCUCCCAGAGUACCAUCUGAUUUAUUACCAUGUUCAUAUUGUGCCGACUAAUCAGAAGAUAUGAUACCAGUCUACAGCAAUCAAUCUAAGAUGAUGAAAGUCACAAGAGACUGCUUGUCAGAUAUUGGUAUCAUGUUUCAAAGCAAACAUAAGAAUAUCAAGACAUUGAUAUCACACUGUUUUGAAAAUGAGAAGAGAUAACAUUGCAGACACAAUGGUCUGUAUUCUACUGAUAUCAUGUUAAUACAGUUCAUAAUGUGAUUCAUCUCUUUAGUUAUAUGACAAGUGAAGAAAGAUUCAAGUGUUACACCCAAAUACAAUCAACAUGCCGUUGUUUUGAGUACACUACAAUAUUUUCAAAUUUUUGUUUAUCUUCCUCUUGAAAUAAUCAUGAACGACUUGGUCUUGGAUAUUUUACCAAAUCAUCAAUCAUAUGAACCGAUGCUUUCUCAGAUAUUAUAGUCAGGCAGCAUAUGUCAUCUACUUCGACAAAUUGGCUAAGUCUGAUUUUUCACCUUUAUGUGAUUGGUGACAUCACAAGGAACAACUUUCAACUUGGUGACAUUUCUAAUGGUCAUCUUGACCAUGUGAGGGGUCAAAUUGGGGUUAAUUUUUUAAAUUGCCCCGAUUGUGUCGAGUCAUACAUCAAAUUGUUUGUUUUGUUAUACUGAACAAAAAAGUGUACACAAUCAUAUACUCGUGACCUCCCGUUAAGAAGUUAUGACCGGAAAUGUCAAAAGGUCAGCGAACUUUAAUUAAAUGGCAAAUUACACUAAAGGUGUUAAGAAAGCUAAUUUUUUUUCUUCUUUUUUUUUCUUUUUUUGCAUGUGUGUACUUUUUUACUUUCGAUUUUGAUAAGUUCAUCUUUAGAAGUCCUUAUCCAGAAGAUAUAAAGGGUCAAGACAAGGUCAGGGAAAGGUCAAAAUGUCAACAAACUUUCAUUGGUAGCCAAAAUACAUUAAAAGGGGUUAGAAUCUUAAAAUAGAAGUUGGUUCUUUACUUUGAAAAGUCUCUAUCUAAGAAGACAUUAUAUAUAAAUGGGUCAAAUGUGCUUAUUUAGGAACAAAACAGAUAAACAGGUAGACGUCGAAUACAUUCAGUGUGGUAUCAUGGUAUUGCAGGAAUACCUUGAAACGACUUGAGAAACCCUAAUGCCUUUAAUAUCGUAUCAUCUUCAUGAUAUUUCUGAUUAUGUGCUGUCAUUAACAUGGCUUGUACUAUUUUAUCAAGUGUGUUUUUCCAGAGCAUACAACAUGAAACUAAAUUUAAUACUAGUUCUCACAAUAGUGAUGUGCAUAGAUGCUGAUUUUGUUUUUGUUCGUUUGUCGUUCUUGGUUUAGCAGGGGGGGGAGCUGCCCCCAGAAAUUGUGAAGACUUGCAUUUUUACCGAAAUCUAAAUAUAAUUGACCAAAAGUAUGCACGAAAUCCUUAAAUUUCACUUUACAAAAUGCAAAAGGGCCCCAACAACAAGCUCAGAACAGCACUGCACCAGAAAUGUGUAGUCCUUCUUGGCUCCAGAGAUCGAGUAAUGGUAAGAAUAUAUCACAUCAGCAUAAUGGACACCCAUGACUGACUACAAUGACCAUGCCUGCACGAUUUUGCCUCUUUGUCAGAAAUAAUAUGACCGUCACACAUUAGAAUUAAUUAAGGAGCAAUUGGAGCCCAACUUAUCAUAUCAUCCUCAAUCCUAACCUCAUUUUCUUAUUUUAAUCCAAAUGAAAUGUUAGACAUCUUUCUUAGGAGCUGGGAGCACUGAUCAAUUGAUGUAUUUACUCUGUUUACUACACCUUAUACCCCAAUACAUUACAAUAAUUUCUGUUAAUGAAAAUAUUCUGUACAAGGCAAAUGAAGGAAAUGCUUCUUUACAUAUCAAAGACUAGUAAAUUGAAAAUGAAUUGAACUUCAAUUGAAUUCCUGAAUAAAAAAAAACUCAGAAAGACCUGGUUGCACUUAUCACCUCAUGAAGAUGAUAAGAUUUUAACCCUAUCCAGGCCGGGGGGGGGGGGGGCCUCGGAGGCCCUCCCCUCAACGAUUCCCACAAUAUUUUUUACCGCGCCGCUCGCUGAUUUUUACUUUCAAGUCUUGCGCAAGUUUUGAGACCAGUUUUGCGUCACACGGAUAUGCGGUUCCGAAAUUACGCAACAUUAUGUUAGUGCAUGUCAGACCAAAAACGUGAUUUUGUGUACAAAGUCAAUGCAAAUUGUGUUUUCAACCAAAAAUCAUAAAUGUAUGAUUAUUUUUUGUUUUUCUGGUCCAAAUGUAUUUAUUUUAUGCUGUUUAUGAUCUCAGAAGAGUCCCCAACAAAUUUCAUUGAAAAAAAGAAAGAAAAACAAAAGGUCCAAAAAAACAAAGAAAUACAUAAGAAAUUGCAAAAAACAAUAUUAUACAUAAGAAAUUGAUCUGAUAUCGCAAUUUUUUUUAUGUACACUUGCUAAGAACACCACAAAGAGUUUCUAAACCAAAAAUUAGAACAUUUGGAGUUUUAUUUAGGGAGUAAGAGGGAAAAGUAUGAUUUCGCAUACUAAUUACGCAUAAAUUAGCAUAAUCACUUAAUAGCAAUUUGCAUGAAAUAAAUUACUGAACAAUUUUGUAGAUUAUGUCCCAGACAUCCUGCGUGCCAAUUUUCGGCGCGAUCGCGCUGCCAAAGGCCGAGAUCUCAAGGGGAGCCUGGGAGGCCCCCCCUGGCCAUAUGAACUCCCAAAAUACCCCGGUCUAGAUAGGGUUAAGGGCAUAAGGGUUAGUCAAGUCGUUUCAAGGUAUUCCUGCAAUACCAUGAUACAAACCCUAAUGCAUUCGACGUCUAUCUGUUUAUCUAUUUUGUUCCUAAAUAAGCACAUUUGACCCUUUAUAUAUAAUGUCUUCUUAGAAAGAGACUUAUC
Molecule: messenger RNA, 4916 nt
Organism: Lytechinus pictus (painted urchin)
Lineage: Eukaryota; Metazoa; Echinodermata; Echinoidea; Temnopleuroida; Toxopneustidae
Product: G2 and S phase-expressed protein 1-like
Exons: 11
Coding region: 59-1993 (644 amino acids)
Cellular component (GO): microtubule cytoskeleton
Molecular function (GO): microtubule binding
Source: RefSeq, a predicted model, not a curated record